UUUUUUUUGCCUUUUGCACGCCGUCGCGAGCGGCGCAAAAAGUAGCGCGCCGGACCGGGCAGCCGUCGCCGGGACACCGCGCGCCGCGCUCGUACAUCCCGCGGCCGGGGGCAGCGUCCUCGGCGCCGGACGCCGCGCGCCGGACGCCUAGCCGCCAUGCGGCGCCCGGAAGCGGAGGAGGAGGAGGCCGCGCCGGAGCAGGUCACGCUGAACGACCCCGUCGAGGACGUCGAGGCCUGCGCCGACUCGACGUACGGCCGCUGGGACGUGUGCUUCGUCCUCGCGGCGCCGGACUGGCACCGCGACGGCGACGCCGACGCCGAGGACGGCGGCGUCGCGCGCACGGCGCACGCCGGGGACACGGCGUCGCUCGUGGAGCGCGCCGACGGCGCGACGGCGGGCGCGCUCCAGCACCGGCCCAAGGCCUCGCUCACGCUCGACGACCUGCUCCUGCGGCUCACGGCGUCGGGCCUGGACCACUACUGCUACCGCAGCGUCCAGGGCGACGAGAUCUACGUCAAGGUCCGCGCGUCGCUCGGCCGCCUCGAGCAGCACGCCGAGGCGACGCGCGCGCGGUUCCGGCUGCACGCGGGCGUCGUCGAGCGGCGCGCGCGGCGGGGCUUCCCGCGCCAGGGCAUCCAGCCCAUCAUCAUCGGCGAGGAGUGCCGCGGCGUGAAGAUGGCGCGGUGGCGGCCCUACGAGCACCUCUACGCGAAGUACGACCGCGCGCCGGACCUCGCGGGCAUCUACGACGUGCCCCGCAGCGAGCAGGACACGGCCUGGCCCUUCUCGAGCAUGCAGCGCGUGAAGCUGAUCUGGGACCUGCUACACGCCAAGCGCAGCGACGGCGGCUGCGAGCUCGACGUGGCGACGCUGACGUACCACGGCGACGUCCUGGCCUUCCUGGCGCUCCACGACGCCGUGGAGAGGCACGAGCUGCACCGCGAGUUCUGCUACCACUCGGCGGGCCGGUCGCCGCUCGAGCUGCCCCUGGACCGGUACGCGGCGUACUUCGGCGAGAUGCACGGGCUCCGCAUGUACUUCACGGCGCACGUGACGACGUGGUACUACCCGCUGUCGAUCGCCGGACUCGCCGUCUUCCUGGAGCGGCGCAUCAAGCAGGAGAUGAGCACGCACGGCGUCAUCGGGUACUCGGCGGUGCUCGUCGUGUGGUCGGUCCUGGCGGUCGAGUACUGGGGCCACCGCCAGGCCGUGAUCUCCGUGCUCUGGGGCACGCGGGGGUUCGAGGAGCGGGAGAAGGCGCGGCCGCAGCACCGGGGCUACCUGGCGCGGUCGCCCGUCGACGGGCGGGACGAGAUCUGGUACCCGCCGCGCGAGCGGCGGUACAAGGUCUGGGCGUCGACGGCCAUCGUCUUCCUGAUGGUCGUGGCCAACCUGUUAUUCCUCUACCUGGUGUUUUGGUGCAAGGCGGAGCAGCCCGGCGCGCUCAAGUUCGUCGCGCACCAGCACUUCGUGCUGGCCACGGCGGUCGUGAACUCGAUCGGGAUCCAGGUCUUCAAGCUGGCCUUCACGCGCGUCGCCGAGUGGUGCACGAACCGCGAGAACUGGCGCACGGAGACGGAGCACCACGACGCGUUCACGCAGAAGCUCUUCUACUUCUUCCUCGUGAACUACUACGUGCCCCUCUUCUACCUGACCUUCAUCCAGUACUACGCGAACCCCUGGGUGUCCCAGCGCGAGGCGCGCGGCUGCACGGGCAAGCACGCCGGGGGGGGCAAGGACCCGCUGGACGGCGCCGCGGCGAACCCCUGCGACGACACGGUGGCCUCGCAGGUCCUCAAGGAGGUCUGGACGUCGCUGGCCAUCAUCCUGUCGACGGCCCUGUCCGGCAGCUUCGUGGGGCGGCUCAUCGCGCCGCUCGUCCAGGAGACGCUGCGGAAGAAGAAGGAGGGCGGCAUCUCCGUGGCCAUGUCCGUGCCCGAGCUCCAGUACAUCUUGAUGGAGUACGACGAACUGAAGCACACCACCGUCGACUACAUGCAGACGACGAUCCAGUACGGCUACAUCGUGCUGCUCAGCGCGGCGUUCCCGCUCGGGCCGUUCGUCGCGCUGCUGGUGAACAACGUGCAGGUGCGCACGGACUGCUACGCGUUCAUCCAUCUGUACAGGAGGGUCAUGCCCUCGUCGGCGGAGGACAUCGGCGUCUUCGAGAAGUUCUUCCAGAUGCUGAACGUCGCGGGCGUCGUGACGAACGCGGCGCUCUCCGUCUACGUGUCCAAGCCCUUCUCGGAGAACAAGGGCUGGUCGGACCACAACCGCCACAACCUCUUCAUCGUCGUCGUGACCGUCGGCCUCUCCUUCUACGCGUCCUGCCGGCUCCUGCUCGACGCGGUGCCGCCGUCCGUCGAGAUCCAGGUGAAGCGCCAGGAGUUCAUCGAGUCCAAGAUCGUCGACCGCGAGAAGGACUUCGACGUCCACGAGGACCUCAAGGUGGCCUCGAUCGACUACCGCGUGCACGCCAUGGACGACGGCGCGUACCACACGAACAUGCUCAUGUUCGACGAGGAGGACCACGCGCCGCCGCGGACGAGCCCCUCCGCCGUCGAGGACUAGUAGGCCCCGCGCCCCCCAGUAAUUCGCCUCUUUAAAAGUA
Molecule: messenger RNA, 2614 nt
Organism: Pelagomonas calceolata
Lineage: Eukaryota; Pelagophyceae; Pelagomonadales; Pelagomonadaceae
Source: the annotation of a GenBank genome assembly